Messenger RNA from Parnassius mnemosyne (clouded apollo), 4207 nucleotides. The record is from the annotation of a GenBank genome assembly. Lineage: Eukaryota; Metazoa; Arthropoda; Insecta; Lepidoptera; Papilionidae.
GCUAAUGAAAAAUGAGGAUAAGGCUACAAUAAUCAAUACCUUGACUGGUAUGCCGGGUGAUUUAGAAGCAAAUGAUGUGUCUGAUUUUUGUUCAUUAGCCCAUUACUAUUCUUUAAAAACACCGCAAUCAUUCCGUGAAGAUGUCUUAGAGGUAUUGUUUUCAGAAAGUGGAUUAGAGAUUAAUUCAAAACUUUAUUCUCAAGCUCUUUGUCUACCAGUGGCUGUGCAUGAACUUAUAGAAAGUGCAACAGUAGAUGCUGCAGAUGUGGAUAGUGUGAAAUUCUUUUUGGUGGAUUGUAGGCCAGCUGAGCAAUAUAAUGCAGGACAUUUAUCUACAGCUUUUCAUCUUGAUUGUAAUUUGAUGUUGCAAGAACCAAAUGCUUUUAAUACUGCUGUACAGGGUUUAUUAAAUGCACAGCGCCAGGCGCUAGCAGCUGGCUCUCUUGCUGCUGGUGAACACUUGUGCUUUGUUGGUUCUGGACGAACUGAAGAAGACAGUUAUGCUCACAUGGUUGUUGCUUCAUUUUUGAAGAAGAAUACAAAACAUGUCUCUAUGUUAGAUGGUGGAUUUGUAGCUAUACAUGAUUACUUUGGCCCUCAUAUGACUGAUUGUUUAGAGGAUCACAAUGUUUCUACAUGUUUGGUGUGUGCCCCUAAUAAUAAUAAUUUUAGUAGUGAAAGCCAUAAAGCAAAAGUACAUGAUAAUAUACCUGCUAUACAGCUUUUUAGUAAAUUAUCAACAGCAAUGAAGGUAAAAAGUCAAGAAGUUAAAGGAAAAUUAAUUGAAUACAUUGUUAAUCCUAACGCAACAGUCAACAGUGGGGAAUGGCAUGUAUCUGCAAAUGACAGGAAGGAGCAUAGAUAUAGAAAUGUACCACCUGUGUUCAGCAUUAAUGAUGAAGAUGAUGAUUCAUAUUCUGAUUCACGAAGGGAUAUUAUGAGCUCUGAAUCUUUAGAAGAGAUUGUUGAAUUACAGACAUUCAUUAAACGACAAAAUGUUGUUGAUCAUUUUCAAUGUCAAGAGGUUUUACUCAAUGGUUAUAUGUACGAUUCUUAUUUAGUUGUCACUGACACACAUUUAAUAAUUUUACGCGAAAUCUCUAGCAAGCGUGGCUAUGCCAAAAUAUUGUCAAGGAGACCACUUUCCACAAUUGUUAAGAUUACUGCGAAAAAGAGACAUCCUGAGUUAAUAACUUUUAAGUAUGGUAUACCUGAUGGUGACAAUCUUUUAAUAAAAGAUAUGGAUCGUUUCCUUAUACCUAAUGCUUCAGUGGCAACUAAAGUUGUGUCUAAUCAGAUUGUGGUGCAAUUGGACAACAAAGUUCAAUAAUUUAACAAUUUGUCUUUAAUGUUAUAAGUAACUUUUUAUGCAGAGUCAUUUGCGUGUACCUUGAAGUAAUUUGUUAAGAUAAUUUGAAAGUCGCAGACCAAUAACUGUUUAUUAAAAAUAAAGAGUAUUAGUUAUUGCAAUUUAUUUAUUUAAAUUAGAUUAUGAAGAUGUUGCUUUAACCAUAAUAUUAUUUUGGAUCAAUAUAAUAUAAUAAAAUUGAAGUUAUUUGAAACAAGAGUAGUGUUCCAUCCCUGCCAGCACCACUGAUUCCCAAUUUCCAGUGGUUUAAGUACCACAUACUUUUUAGUACUGAAAGAAAGUAUCCAGAGUAAAUUGGUAUUGCAAUUACUAUUUGGAAAACCUAAGCGCUUCGAUUUGUACUAAAAGUAAAACAUCACAGUGGACCUUUUCUACUCCAUUACCCACAGGAAUGAGGUCUGUGCUCAGUGAUAAGAUGUAUCUAGGCUGACCUUAUAUGAUACAUUACUUCUAAAAUGCGAAAUAAGCAUAAACAUUUGUUGAUAUUAAGGAAAUAAAAUGUUUUUCAGCUACCAUAUUAAAUUAAAUGUGCUUUGUAUAGAGUAAAAUCUUGUAUAAUUACUUUUGUAUAUAGUAAUAAAGUACACAAACUGCCAAAAGCGAUUAUUAUUUUAUUUAUUAUGAUUAAUUUAUUUAUGGCCAUGCCCUUAGUAUGUUGAACAUUUCAGAUAAGAGUUACUUAUUAUGUCAUACUAGAGUAGACUACUUAUACAGUUAUAUAAACUUAGGGCUAUAAGACAAAUGAUCAGUUAUUCUAAGAUUGUAGUGAUUCACGCAAUUCAAACAGCAAAAUGUGAAAAGGAAUUACAAUAUGACUAUGGUUUAUAUUGUUUUGUUUGUUUCUCAUUGAAAUCAAUCUAUCAAUUCAUCAUUCAAAAUAAAAAAAAUAGUUAAACUAGAAAUUAACGGCCGUAAAAUCGUAGUUAUACACCACAUAUUAUGUAUUAAUUCUGUCUAUACCUGUGUCUUUCUAUUGCUAGUAAAACGACAGAGCAACUUUGUAUUAUAUAUUACACUAGCUAUGCCUCGCGGUUUCACCCGCGUCAUCAUGUGUCGGAGGUGAGCGACAUGACCUAGUUCAAGCAUUUUAUAAUUGCAAUUAAAUAUUUUAUUUGAUAGCAAUGUAUGGAAAAAUUUGCAUUGGCAAUAAUUAAUGGAGUACUUUUAUCUGUCGGCAUAUUAUGUAUGAUGUAGAGCGAAGUUAAGUUUUAUCUACCACACACACACUACCACUUUCCUUCCCCCCUCCCCCCACGUCCCAGGAAGUGUCCCGAAGCGCGAUUUUUCCAGUUUUAAAGAAAACCGUACACGAUACAUGAAAAGUGUGUAGGCAUGAAAUGAUUCUUGAGCUAUCAAACUCUUAUACUUAUUAAUCAAUAAAAUUUUCAAAAUACCAUAGUAACGUGAAAUGAAAGAGUUCAGAAAUAAAGAUGUAACUAAUCAUUGUCAUAAAAGUACUCAAUUAAUUUUUAAUUUAUUUUAGCUAUAAUGAUUGAACUAACCUUGCUCAUAGAAGCUUUCAAUACUGGCUUCUCGUAGUUCUCACCGAGCGGCUAGGGUUUAUGUGUCGUUCACGCGCACAGCCAAGUAUUGAAUUAUUUUAAUUUUACAUUAUUUCUUAAACUAUGCGUCCAAAUAACAUGGUAUAAAGAACAAAGUUUAUCUUCAUAAAAUUGUCUUGAUAAUGAAGUAACUUUCGUUCGUAAGGAUAAAUAGGCCAUGCCUAAUAAUAACGCUCAUAAAUCACUUUUAAAUUUUCAAUAUUUUUUUGUCACAAAAUACCUAAUUAUGGCUUAUGUAUAAGAAAUAGACAUAUGGUAUCGCGGUCUUUUUUUUAGAUGGAGUAAAGAUAUAUAUUUUUCUAGAACAUUGUAUUUACGUAUCCCUAACGAUAACACUAGCGUACGCGGACAUAUCAUUUCGGGAGUGCUUUUUCUUCUGACUUGCUUAACAAAUAUCCACAUUUAAGGCUAGCUGAGUGGUAUAGCUUAAUUCUAGAUAGCCUAUACUAUUCCACAUGAAUCUAGCUAUAAUAUACAAAAAUAAUUUUUCAAAUCGGACUGGUAGUUCCAGAGAUUAGCGCGUUUAAAAAAACAAAAAACUCUUCCGCUUUAUUAUAUUAGUAUAGAUUGAAGUCAAUUUUAUGCGUAAGGCCGUAAAUGUUUUAAUAAUUGUAAUUUAUAUUUUGUUGAUCACUAUCAGUUUUUCGGAAGUAGAUAGAACUCAGUUUAAGAAGCUAAUUAUUUAUUCACUUUUGGCACAAACUUUAUAAGUCAAGAGUAUUUAUAAGCAAGCUAGUUUCCUUAUAAAUACUCUAAGGUAAUAUCAGUCUCAGUUUUGAGUUAAAUUUUGUUUGAUACUAUUAUUGUAAUAAGUUAAUUAGAGAGAGUUCACUGCCUUAUAUGUGAAUAUUAAACUUGUUUUAAAAGCUUUAUGAUAAAAAUUGUAAGCUGUAAAUACUUAUAGGUAAGUUAUAUACUAAUUUCAGAUAUACAUAUAAUAGAGUACCUAAUAGAGGCUUUUAAUUUUCUUUCAUAAACGUGAUAUUGUUAUUGAGUUAUUAUCCAUUAAUAUGUUUUAUACUUCGUACUAAUAAAAACCAUUGGUACUACAUUAAAUUCUAUUUUUUGGCAAUGCCAUCAACGUAAACUUAAGCUUUUUGUGUUAUAAAUAGUGACUUUCUGUGGACGAAAUAUUUGAUUUGUGGAAUGCAGUUUUUGUGAUAGUAUGCAUAUUUUUUUAAUAAAAUAUAGUUUUAGUUGCAAUUGUAGGUAGUUGUUAGCUAUUUCCUAUUAUUUUAUUGUAAUAUUUAUUUUAUUCCAAUAAAUUAAUGCGGUA